Molecule: messenger RNA, 813 nt
Organism: Hyalella azteca
Lineage: Eukaryota; Metazoa; Arthropoda; Malacostraca; Amphipoda; Hyalellidae
Exons: 6
Coding region: 7-813 (268 amino acids)
Source: RefSeq, a predicted model, not a curated record
AUUGGGAUGAAAUUCAUUCCGUUCUCGGAACUUUUUAGAAUCCUUAUACUUCUUGUCAUGAUGCUCAUAAUUGUAAUGGUUUUUAGAGAUAAAUUUACGUGGCAAACUGAACAGUUAGAACCAUUGAUAUCAUAUUCAGAUAACCCAUAUGAGAGUAUUGCCAAAGGGGACGUAUCAUGGCUACGGAGAUCCAUCGACCUCUUCGACAGACUGGAGCUGGAGCCCGGCCAGACCAAGUGCCGAAAACUCGUCGAAGUCGGCGGGAAAUCUUGUAACGGUGGAGAAGACGGGAUGAAACUGCUGUGCCUGGACGCUGACGUGGCGCUCGAUAACAAGCGUUGUGUCGUAUACUCUUUUGGUAUCCAGAACGACAUUAGCUUCGACAAGCAAAUCGCAAAGUAUGGGUGUCGCGUGUUCAUGAUGGAUCCAACGUUGCCUGAGGGUUCGUAUGAUUGGGUCGACGGUCGACUCACUUUCUUGCCAAUCGGACUUGGCGACAAAAAUGAGAUCGACAUUGAGAUGGAUGAAUGGCGGUCUUUGGAAUACAUUCUUGACAACAACCUUCUUGUUGGCGUCCAGCAACUGAUGGUGGAGUUCCACUUCUUCAUACCAGAUUCAUCAGCGCAUCGUGUAGUUGAAUUCUACAAGCAGAGAUGGCUGUUUCUCGAGCGCUUAGAAGACCAUGGCUUCCUCCGUGUUCGCUAUGACGUCACGUACAGCGACCAGGCUCACGUCAGGAUGCUAGACACCAAUGACACCGCAUACAUCUGUGGCGAACUCUUCUUAAUAAGGAGAAGUAAAUCGCACCAAUGA